Messenger RNA from Coffea eugenioides, 828 nucleotides. Its product is annotated as polyvinylalcohol dehydrogenase-like. The transcript has 3 exons. The record is from RefSeq and is a predicted model, not a curated record. Lineage: Eukaryota; Viridiplantae; Streptophyta; Magnoliopsida; Gentianales; Rubiaceae. Bases 1 to 828 code for a protein of 275 amino acids.
AUGGCACCUGCAGCACGCCACCAAUACCGGGCUCCCCAGUUUUUUGCCAUCCUAGCUUUCUUAUCAUGCAUUUUGAUUCAAAUUAUCGGCACCGCGGCCAGUGCUGCUGGUCCAUACGUACGUUUUGGUUCGCCACGGGGGGAUUGGCUAAACCACGGGGGAGACAUAUACAACCGCAGAUAUGCCUCCGGGGAAACCAAAAUUAGCCCUGCAACCGCAUCUAGACUGGGGCUAAAAUGGAAGUUCAAUGCAGGGGGGCUGGUAACCGGAACCCCAGCUGUAUAUGACGGGGUUGUAUAUUUCACGAGUUGGAAUGGGUACGUGUACGCGGUUAAAGCCUGUGAUGGGUCUCUGGUGUGGAAACAGAAUCUGAAACGACUCACCGGUAUCAGUGGGGGCCAACUCCUGGGCUUCAACUCAACCAUAGCCAGAUCAACUCCCACCGUCGUGGCCGGUGAUCUGGAUAUGCUGAUUCUAGGAAUCACGGGGCCUGCUUACGUCAUUGCCAUUAAACGGAGCUCUGGCAGGCUGAUAUGGUCAACUCAACUGGAUACCCAUCCCUACGCUAUCAUCACAAUGUCCGGAACCUAUUACCAUGGAGGUUUUUACGUAGGAGUGUCUUCAUUAGAAGAAAACGCUGCGAUUGAGGAAUGCUGCACAUUUCGCGGUAGCUUCGUCAAGUUAGACGCUCGAACCGGCAGGAUCUUGUGGAAGACUUUCACCUUGCCGGACAACCAUGGGCAACGGGGAGAUUACGCAGGAGGAGCCAUAUGGGGGAGCAGCGCAUCAAUCGAUGCUUCAAGAAAUCACACUGUCAAGAAAGACUAA